Molecule: messenger RNA, 2742 nt
Organism: Lodderomyces jiufengensis
Lineage: Eukaryota; Fungi; Ascomycota; Pichiomycetes; Serinales; Debaryomycetaceae
Gene: VAC7
Product: Vac7p
Exons: 1
Coding region: 1-2742 (913 amino acids)
Biological process (GO): positive regulation of phosphatidylinositol biosynthetic process; protein localization to vacuolar membrane; vacuole inheritance
Cellular component (GO): fungal-type vacuole membrane; PAS complex
Source: RefSeq, a predicted model, not a curated record
AUGUCACAGGAAACUACAGAUGAACCUCAUAAUGAAGUUCUCGAUCAAAAUUCAUCAAACGAUACUAGCAAAAAUAAGAUAGAUUUCAAAAAUAGUACGAUCAAUAAACCAAAUGAUGAACCAACGAAAUUGUCUCCGACGAAAAAUUACAAAAAAUUGGCAAUCAACACUGAUCAUCGAGCUAAAACCUCAUCAAAAGAUAAACAACCACUGCAAGUGAAACAUAUCGCCUCAUCAUCAACUUUAGAAAACAGUCCACUCAAAAGUCCAUUAUCAACUCAUCAGUCAGCAACAAACCUAAAUCAAUUGAAUAAUCUUUCACAAGCAUCACUUUCACCUAGUCUCAACAAGAAUUCAAUUUCAAAUAUUAAUAAAUCAUUAAAAGCCAAGCAAAAGAUUAUACAUUCUAGAGAACCUCAUCCAAAAAAUCCAACUUUAAUAUCAAAUAUAAUCAAUAAAUCUCCUCAGUCAACUGUAUUUCCUGUACUACCUUCAAAUUCUCAUAAUUUAGAAAUUACUCCAACUUUAAAUAAUUUAAGAAAUAAUAAUAGUGCAGUUUCUACUCCAGGUGCAUCAGUUUUAAAAUUAAAUAAUAAAUCAACCAUUAAUGACGAAGGUUUAAAAUCACAAGAAAGUUCGAAUCCUUAUUCUAUAUUGGAUUCAAAGCAACAUCUUCUGUCUCAACAAUCAGUGCAACAAUCAUCAUCUCAACAACAUGAUCAAGAAUCGAAACAACCUCAACAGCAACAAUCGCAGCUGCUGCAGCCUAAUCAAUCGCAACAACUUCCACAGCUACAACAACAAUCUCAACAACAAUUAUCUCAGUCGCAACAACAACUGCAGGCCAGUUUUAUGCAUCACCCAAACAAUUCAAGUAUAAAUGCAUCAUCAUUAACGAAUUUAUCAGAUACGAACAAGCAAUCUAAGCAUAAAAAGAUAGCGAAACAAAGCUCAACAAAGACUGAUUUUUUUGCAGCUAAAUUAGCAAGCGCUGUUGAUGAUGUGGAAAGUAGUGAUAGUGAUGAAACUUUUGUUUAUGAAAAUGGAAAUGAUGAAGAAGAUACACCAAAUCAAUUGAAUAUGUCGGAUAAUGUUAGUGUUGCUGGUAGUAUUGGUUUCAGUCAAAGAGAUGACAAUGAAGGCAGAAAUAAAUCAAAAGGUAAUAAAGCUCCUUCUAUAGCGAAUUCGAUGACUAGUGCAAGUCAUUUGGACUCUCUAGGAUUCAAACGUCAACAUCAUCCAGCUCUGUCAUCAAUAUCAAUGAUUGAAUCCGAUGGAGGUAGAGCUUAUUCUGCACAAUUUCUUCAAGCUCCAAUUGUUGAACAAAACCCUAACCUGGGACUGAAUCAUAAUCAAAAUGCAAGUAUUGGUCAUUCAAUAAACGAUAUUUAUCAUCAAGACGAUGCUUAUUCAUAUAAUGAGAUAGAAGAUGAUAUGGUUGAAGAAAACUCAUCAGAGGAAGAUGCAGAAAAAUUUAAUACAGUAACUCCAACACAUCCACAAAUAUCGUCACUACAACACUUACAUGCACCUUCGUCAUCAGCUGUUCAUUCUAUAUCAAGCAAAAAUACAUCAAAGAAAAAUUAUAAAUCAUCUACAACUUCCUCAAAAUUGAGAUCUACUACUUCAAAAUUAUUUGAUAAAAAAGGAUCACAACCAAGAAGGUAUAGCACUAUACCUGAUGAUAUAGAUAUUGAAGAUUUUGAUGAUGAACUCAUCUAUUACGAUUCUAAUGUUAAAUUCCCACAUGUUACUGAAUCUUCAUCACUAUUAAAACAUCCGCAAAAGAAAAUUCCUCAUUAUAGAUCUUUAAAUAUGAAUUUACCGGGUAUAAAACGUCCAAAAAGAUAUUUAUCUACUGGUCAACAACUAACUAGUCCCGAUCAUGAUGCAAGUAAAAAUGUUUUCCCAUUUCCAUACAAUGAUAAUCAACAACAUAAUUUUUACUACGACAUUGAUGAUUUUGAUCAAGAAUCCAGUAGAUCUUAUAAUUUCGAUCUUCCUGAUUUACCAAUGCAUAAAAAGGGGUCAAGAAAUUUUAGUAAUACAAAUCAUAUAGAUAAUCACCCGUAUUUUCUAGCUCAAAAAUCUGAAAUAAGAGCAAGUUGUGUAAAAUCAUUCAUAUACACACUAAUUUGUAUCAUAGUUAUAUUAUCAGUUGGAUUCAUACUAGGUUUUAUAAUGGCAACCACAAAAGAUUUAACAGAAGUUGGAAUUACAUCAAUUGAAAAUCCUAUUGUUAGUAAAGAUGAACUUGUUUUCAAUAUAGUAGUUGAUGCAUUUAAUCCAGGUUGGUUCAAUGUGGAUAUUAAAGAGGUUGAAUUGGAUUUAUUUGCAAGAAGUGGGUAUUUACCUGAUGUAGUUGAUAAAACACAAAUGUAUGUCAAGAAGGGUUCAUCAUCGAAAGUUGAAACUGUUAAAUUAGGAACUAUACUAAGUCUUGAAUCAGAAAUGAGUUUUAAAGGUGGGUUUUUUUCAAGGGAACCAACUAUACAAAAGGGAGAAGUUAAAUUACUAAAUCCUGGUAAGAAUGUCACGCUAGAAACGUUCUCAAAUGAUACGGGCCAAGAUAAUUCUCGAAAAUGGGAGAUUAUAAGCGAGAAUCCAUUUGAUUUGAUUAUUACUGGUGUUUUGAAAUAUGAUUUACCUUUGGGUACAAGUACUAGAUCUGUUGUUGUUCGAAAAACUGGAUACAUUGAUCCUACGCUAUAUUAUUUGCUUGAUGAAAGAAAAAAAGAUUAA